Messenger RNA from Coregonus sp. 'balchen', 672 nucleotides. The record is from the annotation of a GenBank genome assembly. Lineage: Eukaryota; Metazoa; Chordata; Actinopteri; Salmoniformes; Salmonidae.
AUCUCUAAGUCCCUCCAGGACAACGGAGCAGCGGCCUCCACCUCAGCGGCCCCUGAGGGCCAGACUCCAGGAGCCGCCCAGGUACCAGAGGACAUAUUCAGCUACUACGAACAGAUGGACAAGGAGGAAGAGGAGGAGGAGGAGACGCAGACCGUGUCCUUUGAGAUCCGACAGGUUUGGUUGUGUGUUUUGGAUGCCCUGUGGCCCUUUUUUAAUAUGAAUCGUGGUCUACCGUUUAAAAUGCAAACUUGACACCAUAACAUGUCGAUGUGCGGGCAUCUCUGAAGUCUUAACAGUACCUAUCUGUCCUAUUCACUGUUGUUAGCACACACUCACAUCUCCUUGAAUCCUUCCUUCCUCCCUCCCUCCCUCCCUCCCUCCCUCCCUCCCUCCCUUCCUCCCUCCCUCCAGGAGAUGAUUGAAGAGCUGCAGAAGAGGUGUAUUAACAUGGAGUAUCCUCUCCUGGCUGAGUAUGACUUCCGGAACGACACGGUGAACCCUGACAUCAACAUGGACCUGAAAGCCACAGCUGUGCUCAGGCCUUACCAGGAGAAGAGCCUCCGCAAGAUGUUUGGUAACGGCCGAGCCCGCUCAGGAGUCAUCGUACUACCCUGUGGUAAGAGAGGGGGAGGAGGGAGAGAGAGGGGGAGGGGGGGGGAAGAGGUGGUAGGA